UGCUGGUAGAUCCUCUAAUAAAGGAGCAGAUCUGCUGUGUCUGAUUCUCUGGUCUGAACGUGAACAGAGCUCAGCUGAUCAUCACGUCUGAAGCAGGUGGAGCCUCCCGGUUCCUCACCCGGUCCUCCUCGGUCCUCCGUACUACCGACCCGCGGACUCAUGGAGGCCGCCGCGCUGUGAAGGUUUCCCGGCGGACUGCGUUGCGGAGCUCGGUCAGACCACCAUGAUGUCUUCUUACUACCACCCGGCCAAGGAGGCGGACAUGGCGGCCAUGACAGAGCCGCUGUGCCUAGAGAGAGAUGUUUGCAGGGUGAUCGAGCUGCUGGACCGACUGCAGCGGACCGGAGAGCUGCCUCCUCCCAAACUCCAGGCCCUGCAGAGAGUCCUGCAGAGUAAAUUCUGUGCUGCCAUCAGAGAGGUUUACGAGCAGCUCUACGACACUCUGGACAUCGUUGGAGGACCAGAGGUUCGAGCCCAGGCCACAGCGAAGGCCACGGUGGCAGCAUUUGCAGCCAGCGAAGGUCACGCUCACCCCAGGGUGGUGGAGCUGCCCAAGACGGAGGAGGGUCUGGGCUUCAACAUUAUGGGGGGCAAAGAGCAGAACUCGCCCAUCUACAUCUCCAGAGUUAUUCCAGGAGGAGUGGCCGACCGCCAGGGAGGGCUGAAGAGAGGAGACCAGCUGCUGUCCGUCAAUGGAGUGAGCGUGGAGGGGGAGCACCAUGAGAAGGCCGUGGAGCUGCUGAAGGCCGCCCAGAGCUCCGUCAAGCUGGUGGUCCGCUACACCCCCAAGGUCCUGGAGGAGAUGGAGGCUCGUUUUGAGAAGAUGAGGAGUGCUCGGAGGCGACAGCAGCACACCAGCUACUCGUCUCUGGAGUCCAGGGGUUAGAAGCUCAGACCUCCAUCCACCUCCAUCCAGCCCUUCUGACUCUUCUGUUCCAGUGGAGGCAGAACGUAGAAGGAAGCACCAAACCAAAGUAGCCUCCAGCAGCUGCUAUCUGAGCUUCUCAUGGAGCGAUGCUGUAGGUUAGGGUUUUCUCCUCCCUGGUUUCUGUCUGGUAGAACAUGGUGAGAGACGAGCUGUCAGAUGGUCAUCCUGGUCCUCCUUAUUAACCUUGUAUCCUCCACCGUUCAUCUCGUGUUGAAGUGUCUCCAUCAGAUGUCCCAGCUAUAGGGCUAAUGGUUAGCUUCACUACUGUAGGUCAGGUUCAGAUGUUUUCUAUUCAUGUAUCUGUGUUCAUCUGUUGGCAUCGUCCAUGAAAUAAAGUCUGUGGAACAUCAA
Molecule: messenger RNA, 1279 nt
Organism: Acanthochromis polyacanthus (spiny chromis)
Lineage: Eukaryota; Metazoa; Chordata; Actinopteri; Pomacentridae
Gene: lin7b
Product: lin-7 homolog B (C. elegans)
Exons: 6
Coding region: 224-886 (220 amino acids)
Biological process (GO): maintenance of epithelial cell apical/basal polarity; neurotransmitter secretion; protein localization to basolateral plasma membrane
Cellular component (GO): basolateral plasma membrane; synapse; MPP7-DLG1-LIN7 complex
Molecular function (GO): L27 domain binding
Source: RefSeq, a predicted model, not a curated record